This is a messenger RNA of Liolophura sinensis, 553 nucleotides long. RefSeq names its product NADH dehydrogenase [ubiquinone] iron-sulfur protein 6, mitochondrial-like. The transcript has 4 exons. The coding region runs from base 2 to 433 and encodes 143 amino acids. Gene Ontology annotation, cellular component: respiratory chain complex I. NCBI's taxonomy places the organism in Eukaryota, Metazoa, Mollusca, Polyplacophora, Chitonida, Chitonidae. The record is from RefSeq and is a predicted model, not a curated record. Gene Ontology annotation, biological process: mitochondrial electron transport, NADH to ubiquinone.
GAUGGCAGCAUCGAUGUUGUUGAGGACGAUUUCUCGUCUGCCGUAUUCGGCUGCCAGCACUAGAUUAUUUAGUUCUUCAAGUUGUGUGUGUCAGCCAGGAUCAAAUAUCUACAAGCCAACCCACACUGGACAGGUUUGGGAGGCAGAUGAUUAUAGACAAGCAAGGUUUGUGGGCAAAGAUAAACUGGUGAAUGAGAGGUUCGCUAUAGAUCUGAUUGCUGAGGAUCCCAUUGUUGUUGUCAAUGGUCGUCACGUGUGGAGUAACAGCGGAGGAGCCCUCGGUCACCCAAAGGUCUACAUCAAUCUGGACAAACCUGAGAUUGGAACUUGUGGUUACUCGGGCCGGAAGUUCAUCCAGAAGAAGUAUUAUAAUGAGGCCAAGCAUGGUCCCUCAAUCACAUAUGAGGAGUAUUUAGCUCAGAUGCGUGAAUAGAGAUAACCUUGUGUGUGUGUAUGGAAUUCUGUAGACUGGUUUUGUUUUGACCUAUAUAUAUAUAUAAUAGUUUGUACAUGUAUGAAUAUGCAGAUAAUAAAUUCAAUCAGGAAUACUUGA